CAGCUGGGGCUGGCUGCAGGGCCCAGAGCAGAGUGCGGGAGAGGACCAGGACUGAGACAGCCACUCCCCCUAGUCUUCCAGCUUUGCCAAGACUCCUGGGACAGUCUGCUGCAGCAAGGCGACUCUGAGAACUUCAGGAUGCAGAUGUGUCCGGUGCUUGCCUGCCUGGCCCUGGGCUUGGCCGUCCUCUCUGCUGAAGGAUCUGCCUCACACUUGCACCAGUCCCAGGUGGCUGAACUGGCAGCAGACUUCGGGGUGAAAGUGUUUCGGCAGGUGGCACAGGCCACUGAAGACCGCAACGUGGUUUUCUCGCCCUAUGGGGUGGCCUCGGUGCUGGCCAUGCUGCAGCUGACCACGGCGGGGGAAACCCAGCAGCAGCUCCAAGAGGCCAUGGGAUUCAAAGUCGAUGAGCAGAGCACGGCCCCCGCCCUGCGCCGCCUGCACCAGGCGCUCAUGGGCCCCUGGAACAAGGACGAGGUCAGCACCACAGACGCCAUCUUUGUGCAGCGUGACCUGAAGCUGGUGCCGGGCUUCAUGCCUCACUUCUUCAGAUUGUUCCGGACCACGGUCAAGCAGGUGGACUUUUCUGAAGUGUCGCGGGCCAGAUUCAUCAUCAAUGACUGGGUGAAGAGACACACGAAAGGCAUGAUCAGUGACUUGCUCGGGGAAGGGGCUGUGGACCAGCUGACGCGCCUGGUGCUGGUGAACGCCCUCUACUUCAACGGCCAGUGGAAGACACCCUUCCCGAAGGCUGGCACCCACCGCCGCCUCUUCCACAAGUCGGACGGCAGCACCGUCUCGGUGCCCAUGAUGGCGCAGACCAACAAGUUCAACUACACUGAGUUCCUCACCCCGGACGGCCACUACUAUGACAUCCUGGAGCUGCCCUACCAUGGGGAUACCCUGAGCAUGCUCAUUGCCGCUCCCUACCAGAAAGAGGUGCCUCUCUCAGCCAUCACAAACAUCCUGACUGCUCAGCUCAUCAGCCAAUGGAAAGGCAACAUGACCAGAGUGCCCCGCCUCCUGGUUCUGCCCAAGUUCUCCCUGGAGAGUGAAGUGGACCUCAGGGGUGCCCUGCAGAACUUGGGCAUGACGGACAUGUUCAGGCUGGGACAAGCAGACUUCACACGUCUUUCAAACCAAGAACCUCUCCACGUGUCCCAGGCUCUGCAGAAAGUCAAGAUCGAAGUGAAUGAGAGUGGCACUGUGGCGUCUUCCUCCACAGCCAUCUUCGUCACAGCUCGCAUGGCCCCCGAGGAGAUCAUCAUGGACAGGCCCUUCCUGUUUGUGGUUCGGCAUAAUCCCACAGGUACCAUCCUUUUCCUGGGCCAAGUAAUGGAACUCUGACGGGGGGAAGAGGAGCCCUCGGCUGGGACAGAACUGGGGCUGUGUCAGAGAAGACUUGCUGGAGGAC
This is a messenger RNA of Ochotona princeps (American pika), 1414 nucleotides long. It is a transcript of the gene SERPINE1, whose product is annotated as serpin family E member 1. Gene Ontology annotation, molecular function: serine-type endopeptidase inhibitor activity. Bases 139 to 1347 code for a protein of 402 amino acids. The record is from RefSeq and is a predicted model, not a curated record. The transcript is spliced from 9 exons. Gene Ontology annotation, biological process: negative regulation of vascular wound healing; negative regulation of plasminogen activation; negative regulation of endopeptidase activity. NCBI's taxonomy places the organism in Eukaryota, Metazoa, Chordata, Mammalia, Lagomorpha, Ochotonidae.